UAUGUUGGUAUUCACCUUGAAUAACAAUUACAUGUUCGCCCAUGACGUUUCUUUGUCGGUUGUAAAUAAACAUUCGGAAAUGUUAUAAUUAUGCUGCGCAACGGCCAGAAUCAAGCGCAAUUGCUGGCCCGGAGCCUUGGGCAGCUAACCCGGGGAAUGGCCAGUUCAAAAAGGACUGCCAGUAAACAGGAGAAACAGAACCCCAAACUGUCAAAGCCUUCAACAGUAGAAAUGCCGCUCGAGGAGCCUCUAAAUGCCAGUUAUUUGUCCAAAACCCUGGGCAGCAACUAUAAGGCCUGGGCUACUGCCCUAGAGAAGCACCCCGAACUGAAGACGGUGAAGCGCAAGGACCUCCUAAACUCCUACGACACGCUCAAAGACCUGAAAUACAGCGUGGAGGACAUCCUUGGCAGGCCAAUGAUCAUCUACUACGGAGCUUCCACGCUGGCCAACCGGCACAGUGUCUUGCAGGAGUGCGGCUUCCACAACGUGACCAUCCAAACGCUUGCCAAAUAUGUGACCGUGGUCAAUAAAUCAAUAGAAGUCCUCAAGGCGCAUAACUACAUCCCUUUCGAUGUGAAGGUGGCAGAGCGUCUGGCGGGGCUUUUCACGGACAUUAACCUGCGGGUGGAUAUGCGGGAGCUGGACAGCGAAAGCAUCACGUUGAAGAGUUUGAGGCAAUCCCUGCUGAACGCCUACUUGCGCGAACGCAUCCAAAUGGACGACAAUGACUUGCAAAAGAUGUGGCGCGUCUACUCACGCGUCCGCCACAAGAGCUUUCGCGCCGUGCAGGACACUGUGGAGCUCCUGACCAAGGAACUAAAUUUUACCUCAGAGCGGCUUAAGAAGAAUGGGUUUCUGCUCUACUCGGACGCAGAUAAUGUGCGACGCAUCCUGCGCGAGAUACCUACCAUCGACUCGCAGGACAUCCGUGAAAUCGGAUUUCGACGGCCCAAGAUACUGAUGUCCACCUGCGAUAGCUUAAAGCAAACCCUGCAGCACGUCCAUGCGUUUGGCAUCAGUGAGGAUGCCGUACUGCGAUGCCUGGAGGUGCUCACCCUGGGACCGGAUACGGUGUUGGAAAGAUUAAGGGAUCUUCAGGAUAUCGAGGAGUUCCAGGUGCUUGGCACCAAUCCGCGAGUGCUGCGACUGGUGCACUACCAAAACAAAGCGCGGUUGCGCUUAGAUUACCUAAAUCAGUUGAGGGUCCGUUGCGCUUCCCUUCACAUCCUCUCCUGCGGUUCUGAGGCGUUUGCCAAAUUUGCAAGAGAUGGUUCAGACCGCACUAAAGGCCGCGAUAUUGUGGUAUACUUGGGCAACGUUUUGUCCAAGGAUGUACAAGUACUGCGCAAUCUGCUCUCCCGUCAUCCAAACUGGUGCCACAUACCUUUGCUGCACGUAAAACAGUGCCUGGAGUACCUCCGCAGCAAGAAGUUUAAGCUGAGUGAAAUCUUUGACAACAUCCACUUGCUUUUGUAUCCCAUAAAACGCAUUGAAGAAAAGAUGCUUCUCCUGCAGUUGCCCGAUGCCCAACAAGAGCUUCAAUUGCCUGUAGCGGAUUUCCAUUUACUAAGCAACAACGAGAUCCUAACUCUCAUUCUCUACCUAAUCGAAUCUGAGUUUCACUUCACUGGCGAUGGCAUUUGGACGGAGCAACACACACAUCACGUGGAGAACUUCAACAAUCUGCUGCCUGACUUCCCCGAGAGCCUCAACAAGGUCUACAAAUACGGCGUAAAACCUGCCGAUAAGCUGGUCAUGCAGCAUUUAUAGGCGCCACCAUUAAAAUUGUAAAUAGUUUGUUAUUAGAAUUUGCAAAAAUAA
Molecule: messenger RNA, 1824 nt
Organism: Drosophila gunungcola (fruit fly)
Lineage: Eukaryota; Metazoa; Arthropoda; Insecta; Diptera; Drosophilidae
Gene: mTerf5
Product: transcription termination factor 5, mitochondrial
Exons: 4
Coding region: 91-1773 (560 amino acids)
Biological process (GO): regulation of DNA-templated transcription; termination of mitochondrial transcription
Cellular component (GO): mitochondrial matrix
Molecular function (GO): double-stranded DNA binding
Source: RefSeq, a predicted model, not a curated record